GUGUGUGUGUGUGUGAGGUCUGGUGAUCUGGCUUCAGUUGAAGUUAGUUUGCGCUUUCCUCUGUUCCUGUUGGAUGGUUAUUUCGACGCAAAAUGAACUUCGGAUGAACGUUUAGGAAAACUUUACAUCUCCAUGACUUCCGAGGACAACGAUUAAUCGCACAAAUGGGGGAUGUGGACCGCAGGUCUGUUGUAGAACUGAAUCUGGGUCAUUAAAGUAGUAAAUCCUCCAGUCCGACAGCAUGGAUCUGCUGGGCCGGUCCGGAGGGGAGAUUCAGCGCAGAAACCCGCAGCACGACUUUGAGCUUAUCCAGAGAGUUGGCAGCGGGACCUAUGGAGAUGUGUAUAAGGCUCGUAACAUCUCUACUGGAGAGCUUGCAGCAGUGAAGAUCAUCAAACUUGAGCCCGGUGAUGAUUUCUCAAUCAUCCAGCAAGAGAUUUUUAUGGUGAAGGAAUGCACCCAUCACAACAUUGUGGCUUACUUUGGCAGCUACCUCUGCCGUGAGAAGUUGUGGAUUUGUAUGGAAUACUGCGGUGGAGGAUCCUUACAAGACAUUUAUCAUGUUACAGGUCCGCUCUCUGAACUUCAGAUCGCCUAUGUGUGCAGAGAGACGUUACAGGGUCUCGGUUAUCUGCACUCCAAAGGCAAGAUGCACAGAGACAUCAAGGGGGCGAAUAUUCUGCUCACCGACAAUGGAGAUGUCAAAUUAGCGGACUUUGGAGUGGCUGCUAAAAUAACGGCCACCAUGGCGAAAAGGAAAUCCUUCAUUGGGACGCCCUACUGGAUGGCUCCAGAGGUGGCAGCAGUGGAGAAGAAUGGAGGUUAUAAUCAUCUGUGUGAUAUCUGGGCUGUUGGAAUCACAUCCAUAGAACUGGCAGAACUACAGCCUCCCAUGUUUGACCUCCAUCCCAUGAGGGCUUUAUUUCUGAUGUCUAAAAGCAAUUUCCAGCCACCCAAGCUGAAGGACAAGACCAAAUGGUCUACAGCCUUCCAUACUUUUGUAAAAAUUUCCCUCACAAAAAACCCGAAGAAGAGGCCAACAGCUGAGAAGCUGCUCUCGCACUUAUUUGUGGCUCAGACAGGUUUGACUCGACGGUUAGCUUUAGAGCUACUUGAUAAGAUGAACAACCCAGAUAAUCAUCAGUCUCACUUCAGCCAGGGAGAUGAAGAUGACUUGGAGCCGCUUGCAGAGCGCCACACCAUCCGCUCGUCCCACAGCAGGAGCUCUCGUGCUGAAAAGACCAAGUCUCAGAUCAACUUUGAUAGGCUUAAGGUUGAGCGCCCCAUGAAGAAGGAGACCGAAGCCAGUGCUGAGAUGGAUGUAACUAAGGACAAUGAUUUCUCCUCACCCUGGAGCCCAUUGACAGAGGGUCCCAUCACCUCCAGUUCAACUCUUAAACAGGGAGUGCCACCACCGCUUCCUCCUAAGCCCUCUCAGGCUCGGUCGAGCAGUGUGUCUGAUGAGUUUGGUUUGAGCGACGGGGCUCAGACGGUGCGGAGGUUUGCGGGCUCUGAUAACGGGCCUGUACCAGUGUCUCGCAGACAGAGCACACCUGAGAGAGGAAGUAACGCAGAACACACCCACUCAGAAUACAUGUCUGUGAGCGUCAGCAGCCCAGGGCUGCUCUCACACACUGCCGACCACGAGGAAGACUCAGAUGAAAAUGUAAAUGGAGAUGUUUCAAAAUCACCUCCUGGCCGUCCCCAGAGGAAAGAGAGAAAAGAUUUUCCUAAACCUGCUAUUAACGGCCUCCCGCCCACUCCCAAAGUCCUGAUGGGAGCUUGCUUCUCAAAGGUUUUUGAUGGUUGUCCUCUUAAAAUUAACUGUGCCACUUCAUGGAUUCACCCAGAAACGAAAGACCAGUAUCUGAUAUUUGGCACUGAAGACGGAAUCUACACUCUGAACCUAAAUGAGCUGCAUGAAGCCUCCAUGGAGCAGCUGUUUCCACGGCGAUGCACGUGGCUGUACAUAAUCAAUAAUAAUCUGAUGUCAUUAUCAGAAGGGAAGACGUUUCAGUUGUAUUCCCAUAAUCUGAUUGGGCUGUUUGAACAGCUCAGGAAACCUGGACUGGCCACUCAGUUCCACACCCACAGAUUCCCUGACAGGAUACUGCCCAGGAGAUUUGCUCUCACCACCAAGAUCCCCGACACCAAGGGAUGCCACAAGUGUUGCAUCGUGCGGAAUCCGUACACAGGUCACAAGUAUCUCUGUGGAGCUUUGCAGUCUGGGAUUGUUUUGCUGCAGUGGUACGAACCCAUGGAGAGAUUCAUGCUUAUAAAGCACUUUGAUUUCCCGUUACCAAGUCCGCUGCGUGUGUUUGAGAUGCUGGUAGUCCCUGAGCAGGAGUAUCCUCUGAUGUGUGUGGCGGUCAGUAAGGGCACUGAGCCGGGACAGGUGGUUCGCUUCCAGACCAUCAACCUCAAUUCCUGCUCCUCCUGGUUCACUGAGAUCGGCUCAGGAGGUAACCAGGUCGAUGCGAUCCACGUGACACAAUUAGAGAGAGACACCGUGCUUGUGUGCCUGGACAAGAACGUAAAAAUAGUGAACUUGCAGGGAAAGCUGAAGUCUAAUAAGAAACUGGCGUCUGAGCUGAGCUUCGAUUUCUGUGUCGACUCCGUAGUGUGUCUCCAGGACAGUGUUCUGGCCUUCUGGAAACAUGGGAUGCAAGGCAAGAACUUCAAAUCAAAUGAGGUGACACAGGAGAUUUCAGACCCAAGCAGAGUGUUCAGACUCCUGGGAUCAGACAGGGUUGUUGUUUUGGAGAGCCGGCCUACAGAUAACCCUACCGCUCUCAGUAACCUCUACAUCCUGGCAGGACAUGAGAACAGUUAUUAGCUCCGCCUCCUUCAGCCGUUCAGGCCCGCAGUACCUGGAGCUGUUGCAGUACCCACGAUGCAUUCAUUCCGGAAUGGCACCGGCGCUGGACAACCACAGCUGAGCUGAUGAGCAGACUGUGUUUAUUGCUAAAUCUCACUGCAGCCUUGCGCCAUACGCUGCCCACCGCCAGAGACAGCCAGACUUCGCGCCACUUCAGGCAUCCAGAAUCAAACAGCAUGCAGUUCUACAGCAGCCAGUCAGAUUUUUGUAUAUCAAGCAAGCAAUCACCAGAACUGCAAGCUAUAGAGCUCUGUGUUAAAUACAUGUUUUUUAAAACCUAUUAAAUAUUGUAAUCAUUCUAAACAUUUAAAAAACCUUAAAGCUGUAAAGAUAGAACAUUGAGCAAAAUGCAUUGCUGCUCAAAAAGUGCCAUAUAAGGAAACGGUUUUAUUAAAUAUAACUAACUUUGGAGGUUUUGUGUUAAUUGUAGAUUUAAAAUGUCAGGUUUUCAUGCAAGCUAAUGGGGAGAGUUCUGGGAGAAUGAGUGAGUGUUAUUUAUUCAGCUGAGUCAUGUGAGUGAAGCAUCUCGCCCUCAUGUUACUGAGUGAAUAUUUUUCUGCUGCAGGUCAUUUUCUCUCUGUUCUAGCUCUUUUAUUUUUUCCCGCUGAGUAAUAUUUUCAAAUUUCAGUUAUCUCUUUUUAAAAGUAACCUUAAUUCAAUACUUGCACCUCGUAAGCACUUUUGUACAUGGUCUUUUUGUAUUUAAAAAUGACAAAACAUGGGAGAUGUGAGGUUACUGUGAUAUCUCAAGUGUUUCCGUUGCUUUAGUUUUAAUGUAUGCAGCUUUUGUAAUAAAAAGGCAAUUGUUAACACUU
Molecule: messenger RNA, 3693 nt
Organism: Cyprinus carpio (common carp)
Lineage: Eukaryota; Metazoa; Chordata; Actinopteri; Cypriniformes; Cyprinidae
Product: mitogen-activated protein kinase kinase kinase kinase 5-like
Biological process (GO): protein phosphorylation
Molecular function (GO): ATP binding; MAP kinase kinase kinase kinase activity
Source: RefSeq, a predicted model, not a curated record